UUUCACUUUCCCCGUCCCAUUUCCUAAAUGCACCAGAGAAACAGAGCAAACAGAGCGCUCGGCCAAGAAUUCUCCGAGCUCAAUUUUUGAGUUUUAGCAAUCCAAAAAUCCAUAAGUAAUGCCUAAUUCAUCUAUACAUCGUGAUUUAUCGAUUUAGAGCUUUAAAACGAGUUUUUGGUUCAGGAAUUUCUUGAAUUCCCGAUAAGCCAAAUUAGGGUUUCAGAGUAUCCGGAAGCCGGAUUGAGCCCAAAUUUCAUAUACGAGCUUCCUUCAGUGAGGUAAUCAAUUCUCUAGUUCUAAUCCCUGAAUUUCUGCAAUUAUUUAGGUUGGGGUCCAAAUCGCUGAAUUUAGCUCCGGCCAGGGUUUGAUGUGUUUUUAUCAAGAAUUUGACCCGGAGCCUAGAACUAAUAUUGACGGGGAUACUGCAGGGGAUAUUAGGAAGGUCUCGGAUUUUAAUUCGGGGUUCGUUCGUGAAAUUGACGUUUUAGUACGGGAGGCUAGAACCGGUGUUUGAACAACCAGAACUGGUGAGGGAUUAGCACGACAUACAAGGUUUGUCGUAUCACGAAAAUUAUAUUGAUGCUUAGAAUUGACCUAGGUGAACUAGAAUGGUAUGAUUAAGGGUGUAUGAACUUUUGUGCUAUGUGAUGAACCAUGGACUACUGUAUGAUAUUAUUGACUUGCCCUAAUGGAGAUGGACCUUGUUUAUGCUGAUGAUUUCGUAUAUGUUGCAAAUUGUGGGCUUGACUGUUGAUAUGCCUUAUGAUGGUUUGAAAAGAUGAUUGGGUAUGAUUUUUCAUGAUUGUUGUAUUUGGAUGCACAUGUGGGAAAAUAUAUAUUCCCUAGUGAUAUGAUGACGUUUAUGGAGGAUGACUGGCACGAGGGUUUAUCCCGAGGAAGUGCAAUUAUACGACUCCUGAUUUACCUAUGUUGAGUCAAUUCUGGCCAGGUCAAGUACAUGUGCAAGUAAUGAAUUAUGAUUAAGCAAGAUGAGAUAUGAAUCAUGUACAAGGAUACCAAAUAUGAGUGUUGUGGUCUCACGGUCAACUACAUAGUAAUUAGGGCUCCCUUUGCUAUUACGCUAUUAUGAUAUGUAUGAUAGUCACACCUCUCAUGUGGUGGUGACUAAAGAAUUCUUACGAGAUAUGACCACACCCAGAGCGGUGUCGGGGUAUGACUACACCCAUAGUGGUGUGGGGUAUGUAUGACCACAUCCGACAGGAUGUUGGAGUAUGUAUGACUACAUCCGACGGGAUGUGGGGUAUAUUUCCCGGAAGAGUUAUUAGCAUGGGAGUAGCCAGACGUCUAUGAGUAAAACAUGAUAAGAUGCAUAUGCAUAAGUCAAGGUGGUUGAGUCUUUUGCCUAUUGGGAUGUCAGAGGGCUCAGAUCUGAUCCCAGUGCUUUGGCUUGUUUGCUAGAUGUAUGGUAGGGGUAUGCUCUGUUAUGAACUCACGAUGCUAUGAUUAUCUCACUCAGCUAUGAGCUGACCCUCUUUAUCCUUUUCUCUGCUUAUGCUGUGUAAACAGAUCAUCAUCAACAAUAGUAGAUAGGUGUAUAGGUGGGAGCUGAGCAAGAGUUGAAGGCAAGAUGAGGUAUGGUCUUCAACCAUUCUGUGUUUGGACUACUACUCGGGAUUUUGGCCAGUGAUACACACCUUUUUGUAAAAAUGUUUUGAGAACGUUUUUCAUGUGCAUACUAGCUUCUGAUGUAGUGUGAGAUAUCCACAAGUGUGAAAAGUUGAUGAUAUGUGUAUAUGUUGUGUAACUGUGUAAGUUGUGACGACUAUGGUAUGUAUAGGUAUGGUAUGCAGUUCUGGAGUAUGAAAAGUGUGACUAUGGCUAAGAAAAGCCAAUGCAUAUGGUUGUGAGUAUAUAUGUUUGUGAUGAAUUAUUUUGCAGGAUAAGUUGCAAGAACUGUUAGCCCAUUACACGAGUAAUUCAUGUCGAAAUUUUAUUUGGGUAAAUUUUGAUAAUUAAUUUAUCACCCGAGAUUAAUUACGUUGCAAUUGUAUGAACAAUAUGAUUAGGCAGAACGUAUAGGGUAGGGUGUUACAGUUUGGUAUCAGAGCCUGGUUCCCUCUUUUUGCUGUUAUGGAGUACUAUACCCUAUGGGAGGUUAAACACUCAUAAGGAGGGGAGUACCCCAUAAUUACUUAAACUGGGAAUUGAGUUUGACAUGAUUAUGUGUAUUGGUAUAUUGGAUGAAAUUACUUGCAUCAUGGUUGUCAAAAUUGAGUUUUGAACUUAAUUGUUUUCAAGUAAUUAUUUUGGGAAUUUUUUUGUUUUAACCAAGUGAGAGAUUUGGUGAAGAAUGAAUUUUGUGUGGAUCAAUCUAAGGCCAAUAUUUCCUUUUAGCUCGCACGGAAGUUGUCAUAAUGUUCCUACUGACCAGUCGAGAGGAGUGGGGGCGGUUGAUGCAAGGCCGCCAGUAUUAGACUAUGCAAAGAUGAAGAGUUUGGGUGGUAGGGACUUCAAGGGAGAUGUGAGCCCAGAUGCUGUAGUAGAGUGGUUGAGAGAGAUGGAAGAUGUGUUUGAGUAUCUUUAUGCAACCCCAGAGAAAAAAGUGCAAUAUGUUGUUUUUCUCCUAAAGGGGUACGCGAGGAGCUGGUGGUCCUCAGUCUCUAGAGUUAAUGGUGAACGAGUUCAGUUCACUUGGGAGGAGUUCCUAAAGGCCUUUAAGACAGAGUUUCUUCCCGAAGCUUUUAUCAGGGCAAAGAAUAAUGAAUUCGCCAACCUUAAGCAGGAGAAUAUGACAGUUACUGAGUACACCAUCAAGUUUGUUCGACUACUCUACUUUGAAGAUGGGUUGGCGGAUACUGAGCAUAAGAAGAAGAUGAGAUACUUGCAUGGUCUGCGCAUAGGAUUGAAAGAAAAGAUCCACAGGGUUGAUGAAGAGAGCAUGGCCACAAUCAAGGAGGCAACACUUAAGUAUGAAGCCUAUGAAGUUGAGAGCCGAGAGGAACACAAAGCCAAAGAAGAGGAGAAGAAGAGGAAGUUUGGAGUAAAUUAUGCUGGACCUCGUUACCCACCCAGGAGAGGUCCUAGCAGUUUUGGGAGAACACCGAGUCAAUCUAUGUCGGGAACAUCAUACAGGGCACCAAUUUCCUCAGCCACACAAUUUCCAUUGUGUCAAGUUUGUCAGAAGAGGCAUCUUGGAGAAUGUAGGAGAUUUUCUGGUGUAUGCUUUCACUGUAGCCAACCUGGGCACAUCAUGAGGGACUGUCCGCAUUUGAGAGAAGUAAGAGCUACACAGUCCGAGCCUUCAGUGCAAAUUAGUAGAGCCCCAUUCAGGGGUGGUUACCAGGGAGGCCGUAGUGGAUUUCAGAGUGGUCGUGGUGGUUCACAGGGUGGUAGAGGUGGUGGUCGAAAUAAGCCAUCAGGAAGUGGUACGCAGGGUACCAGAGCACAGGGAGCACCGAGGGUUUAUGCAAUGAAUCAAGGUGAGGCAGAAGUGGCACCAGAAGUUGUGACUGGUAUGCUUUCUAUACUUGGCAAGCAAUUAUAUGCUUUGAUCGAUACUGGUUCCUCUCACUCAUUCAUGUCAUAUACGUUUGCACAUAUGCUACGCUUAGUUCCAGAUAAGCUAGGUUAUACCUUAUGUGUUAAAACACCUGUGGGAGAUACCUUGAAGGUAGACUCAGUUAUUAGAAGUUCCUUCAUUUGUGUGGAAGGAGCUUUCCUAGCAGCAGAUUUAAUUAUGCUACCUUUUGAUGAAUUUGAUGUCAUCCUUGGAAUGGACUUUCUGGCAACACAUGGAGCUGUUUUGGAUUGUCAAAAGAAACAAGUGUUAUUCAACACACCAGAUAAAGGUCCCGUUAAGAAAAAGGAGACUCAUGUUUUUCUUUCUUCCUUGGAAGCUUUUCAAUUAGUGAAGGAAGGUUGUGAAGCCUUUCUUGCUCAAGUUACUGUUGUAAAUGAUAAGAGGGUUGAGGAUGUAGAGGUGGUAAGGGAGUUUCCUGAUGUAUUCCCCGAAGAACUUCCGAGCCUUCCACCAGAAAGGGAAGUAGAGUUUGAUAUUGAAUUGGUACCUGGCACAACACCAAUUUCAAUGGCACCAUAUAGAACGGCACCAAUUGAGCUGAAGGAGCUUAAAGAACAAUUGCAAGAAUUGCUAGACAAGGGGUUUAUUUGACCUAGCAUCUCACCUUGGGGUGCACCGGUUUUGUUUGUCAAGAAGAAAGAUGGCUCCAUUAGAAUGUGCAUUGAAUACUGGAGGUUGAAUAAAGCAACAGUGAAAAA
Molecule: messenger RNA, 4239 nt
Organism: Linum trigynum
Lineage: Eukaryota; Viridiplantae; Streptophyta; Magnoliopsida; Malpighiales; Linaceae
Source: the annotation of a GenBank genome assembly